CGAGAGGUUCGUUCACCUCUCACCUUCUUCGAUCCGCUCAUUUGAUCGACGGCAGCUCAGCACAGCUGGCUCGAGCUGGCAUGGAUUUCGGAUGCUGAAGCACAGGGCACGACAGAGCGAGCCUCGCGUCAGAGCUGUUGCUUAUUCCCUCGCUGCGCAAAAUUACGAGCGCUGAGAAGGACGACCAUGGGGCAGCACGACCGGCUGUUCGUGUCGGUUGGCUGUGUCGAGGUCCGGCAAGAUGAAGCGCUGGCCAGACUUGUGUCGCAGGACCUUGUUCGCCUGGUCAAGAGUUCAGCCAACGAUGGCUGUGCGAUGAUGGAACUGGCGAUCGGAGUGAGGCCGACCAGCGAGCUGCGCAAGGAUCUGCUGAAAUUUCUCGAUGAGGUCAGGGUCAGGGAAGAUUCGGGGAAAUGGAGGUACCUCGUGCGAGAUACAAUGGCUGGUCAUACGCUUCAGGGCAUUUAUCGAGCGCUGCCCUCGCCGCCCUCACAUGGCGUCGACGCACCGCCAGGCCUGGUAUCACAGCUCUUCACCUACCAAAUGCAUGCACUCGCCAGGAUGCUUCAACGAGAGCAGGCGCUUCAGCCUCUGCAAGACCCUUGGCCGGUUCAAUUGCUCUGUGGCGACGGCACCAGGCUGUACGUCGACCCACACACGCUCACCGUCAAGCUCGAAUCCGAUGUCGACCCCGUCACUGACAUUCGAGGGGGCAUCUUGAGCGAAGAGAUGGGCGUAGGAAAGACAAUUGAGUGCAUCUGUCUCUUCCUUCUCACCCGAGGCACUCUGCCGAACGUAUCCGACAACGAGGAGGGCAUGGCCAGCGCCGUGACGAGCCAGGUGGCUCUUAAAUGGCCACAUAAGGACUGCCAUGGCGACGAUCCGGCUCCGGAGAACGAUGGAGAACUGGAGGCUUUGCCUAACUACUCAAAGGAGAUCGAGACAAUGGAAAAGGUCAUGAGACAGUAUGUCAAGUCGCACAAGAAACCACCCACUGUGGUCUCACCCUCGCCGGAAGCUGCCAAGGUCGAGCUGCCGAAGCUCUCAGAUAUCUGCACGCACCGGGUCAGAGCCACUGGGCAGCCCUUCUCUGGCGAGCAAUUUGAGGAUCAGCCUGAGGUGCAAUUCCAGCUCCGACUUCUUCAGAAGAGGCUAAUCGACGCCACACCAUUCUUCCACCUCUGGCCUCCUCGCCCGACGAGAUCGUACCGCGUGGAGAUUCCCCGCAAGCCACUCCGCAUUUACCUCAGUCCUGCGACGCUGGUUCUUGUUCCUGGCACACUCCUCCUUCAGUGGGAGGAAGAGUUCCACAAACACAUGGAGCCGGGCUCGCUCCGAAUUCUCUCGCUGCCUCGUGUUUCUUCACCACUGCCGAGCGCCGUCGAUCUGGCCAAUCGAUACGACGUCAUCCUUCUCAGUCACGCGAGGUUUGGUCGUGAGAACGAGGAGGGUGUGCUAGAUUACAAGUGGCCAAUCGUGCCUCGGGCCUGCCAGUGCCCUUUCAUUGGUGCGACGCGGAUACGAGACUGUAGAUGUCCUCCGCCGCCCGAUCUGGGACCAGCGACGGGCACCAGCCCGCUGCUCCAGUGCAAGUUCAAGAGAAUCGUCGUCGACGAGGGCCACGUUGCCGCGGGAAACAGCGCCAUGGUGAGACUUGCUGCACGGAUACGAGCAGAAUGCCGCUGGAUCGUGAGCGGGACACCAACCGAAACGCUCGUGGGAUCGACAUUGUUCCGCCAAGGACAGGGCAAGGAGGAAAGCGAGCAGCGUCAGGGUGACGUGGAGAGACCGAAGCGACUAGACUGGCCUAUGCUCAGCGUCUCUAAGAGCGAAAAGAGGGAUCUCGACCGGCUGGACGCCCUCGUCUGCUCCUUUCUCGGACUGCCCCUGGACGGUCACGAAGGCCGCCGGGAUUGGUCCACGCACGUGUCUCAGCCCCUGCUCCGAUCCGGAUGGGGGGCGUCUACGAGGCUGCACCGAAUUUUGUCACAUGUCAUGGUCCGCAACCGAGCCGAAGAUGUAGAAAGAGACUAUCCACUGCCACCGCUCGAGGAAAAGGUCGAACACCUUCGUUUCACAGCCAUCGAGCGAAUGACCUUCAACAUCUUGCAGGCCCUCAUCCUGCUGAACGCCGUCUGGUCGCAGAGAGAAGACGACGACUACUUCUUCCACGCAAAGAACCGCAAGUACUUGGCGACGAUCAUGGAAAAUCUUUCGUUAUCCUGCUUCCACUUUAGUGGACCAGACAUGGCGCAGCAGGCGUGGGAUGCCUUGGCCCAUGCGAGGAAGAUGCUCAGCAAGACCGGGCGGUGGAAGCAAGCCGAUAGAAGUGCCGCAAAUCUGGCAAUCAGACAUCUCAGAAAGGCGACGGGGAGCAAAGAAUGGCUCUAUCGCUCCAAUGACGUGACGUUCGAGACGGUCAAUCUUCCAGAAAACGUGGCCAAGGCCUGGUUCCGGGGGAACUGGGUUCCAAAGACUCAAAAACCGAUGAUGAGCGCCGAAGAGCUCAUGGCCAUGCAGAGAGCUGCAGUCACCGUUACACAAGAGGCCAGACAGAAGGUGCAGCAGACGACCGUCGAAGUUGGGCUGGACAACAAAGAAGGUGUUGAGCCUGAUGGUCACGACUUAGAUGACGAGGAGCUCGUCGAGGAGCUCAUCACCCGUGGCGUCCGAGACAGGCGCGAAUAUUGGAACCGGAUGGACAGGGAAAACAAGAAGAGAGACUCAUCAGCCAAUGGGACGACGAUGACGUCACUGCCAGCCAACGAGGCUGCGAAGAAGGCUUCGUCAUCGACGUCAACUGGCCGCAGAGCUGCCCAUUCUUCUUCCAGAGCAACAAGCAAGAAGCGUAACGCCGAGAAGGACCUUCUGACCAGCAUGAUGGAGAGCGGCUCAACACAGACCCUUCUGCCUCGUGACUCUAGCUUGGGCAAAGUGCAACUCACAGCCACGUCCAGUACCAAGCUGAGGAGGGUGCUGGAAUUCGUCGAAGCGGUUCCUGGAGACGAGAAAGCGAUUAUCUUCAGCAACCUCGAUAACGUUCUCUACGAAGUCUCCACGGCGCUCGAGAUUGCUCGAUUCCCGCACUUUAUCUAUGCCUCGGGCACGAACCAAGCGCAGCGGAACGAGGCCGUGACCGCAUUCACAUCGAAGCAGACGUACGCAAGAUUCAUGCUUAUGAAAAUCAAUGUCGGUGGACGAGGCCUUGACCUGUCGUGUGCGAACCACGCCAUCUUUCUGGAGCCCAUCAUCGAUCGGGCUUUGAGGGUGCAGGCGCUCAAGCGGACGUGGCGCACGGGCCAGACGCGGCCCGUCAAGGUCCUGACGCUCGUCAUGCAGGGUACCUUCGAGGAGGAGGUCCUCCGCCUCCGUCUCGAAGACGCCUCAUCUACGUCAUCGUCUGUCGCAGGAGGCGUGGGCAACGUGGCAAAGAUGUCCGACGACCCGUCGAUGCGCGCAGUCGUCUCCAACCCCAAAUUUGUCGAGGCGGAAGACGGGGAGGAAGAAGAGGAGGACAUUCGCGAUGCGGAGCUUAGGCUGCUCGAGGAGGAAGAAGAGUCUCUCGGAGGGAGGAGGAGGCUGAGAGCCGAUGCGAUUCGCGAGGCCCUAGAGAAGAAGGCGGGGAUGGAGCAUGGAGCACCGACGCCGCUGGAGAAAGGGAGGAGACUCAAAAAGCCCAUCUACCUUUUCUCUUCUGCUCCUUCUGCUCCGACGACUUCGAAAUCCACACCCUCGCCACCGUUAAGAAUGAAGCGUAUGCCGCAAGCGAAGAAAGAGUCACUUUCACCCCCGAAUAUGGAAGAUGUGAGGAAGGAAGUGCAUAGCCACAGUAGUUCUGAAAGAGACGAGAGUCUAGACGCCGUUGAGCGACGAAGCUUCGACAUCGAUGCGUCCUUGCUUCCCCCUACGCCGCCAAUUACGCCAGACGACGUUCCUGGCGCUCCUUUACGCCGGCCGGCGGUUCGAUUUGUGCCAAAGAGCGAGGUCAGUGGAGCAGAUGCCGGCAAGCUUGACGAGCGGCCCCUGUUGAGACAUAAGGGAGGCGGGGGAGGUAUCCUUCGCAAUGCGAGCCCUACACCGCUGAAGAGGUUGACGAGAAGCGCCCAUGAGGAGGCCACGACGAUGCACGACGGGCUCACUCCACCAAAGAGGCAGCGUCCCGAGGUUGACGGGGUCAACGACGAGGACGGAGAUAUAGCGAAGAAGAGGAAGAAGGUCACCUUUGUUUGACCGGACUAGUUUGUAAAAGUAGACAUCCACCGGAUCGCUUCAUAAGGAAUCAUUCACAUUAAUUGCU
This is a messenger RNA of Acaromyces ingoldii, 4297 nucleotides long. RefSeq lists its product as hypothetical. Gene Ontology annotation, molecular function: ATP binding; ATP-dependent chromatin remodeler activity. The transcript is spliced from 3 exons. Bases 187 to 4230 code for a protein of 1347 amino acids. The record is from RefSeq and is a predicted model, not a curated record. NCBI's taxonomy places the organism in Eukaryota, Fungi, Basidiomycota, Exobasidiomycetes, Exobasidiales, Cryptobasidiaceae.